This is a messenger RNA of Durio zibethinus, 1475 nucleotides long. Its product is annotated as laccase-7-like. Lineage: Eukaryota; Viridiplantae; Streptophyta; Magnoliopsida; Malvales; Malvaceae. Gene Ontology annotation, biological process: lignin catabolic process. Gene Ontology annotation, cellular component: apoplast. The record is from RefSeq and is a predicted model, not a curated record. Gene Ontology annotation, molecular function: copper ion binding; hydroquinone:oxygen oxidoreductase activity.
GCAGAUGGACCUAGCAUGAUCACACAAUGUCCAAUUCGUCCUGGAAAUAAAUACACCUACAAAUUCAGAAUCAUUAAACAGGAGGGAACCCUCUGGUGGCAUGCUCAUGUUUCAUGGCUCCGUGCCACCGUUCACGGUGCACUCAUUAUCCGUCCCAGAGCCGGCCACUCUUAUCCAUUCCCUAAGCCGUACAAGGAAGUUCCCAUCAUAUUAGGUGAGUGGUGGAAUGCUAAUGUCGUUGAUGUGGAGAACCUGGCACUUGCCACUGGCGCUGCUCCUAACAUUUCAGAUGCUUAUACAAUAAACGGAUGGCCUGGUGAUCUCUACCCAUGCUCUAAAAAAAAAAUGUACAAGCUUAAGGUGGAGCAAGGGAAGACCUAUCUCUUACGUAUUAUCAAUGCUGCACUCAAUAACCAGCUUUUCUACAAGAUAGCCAAUCAUAAGAUGACAGUUGUGGCCAUUGACGCCAGCUACACCAAGCCUUAUGUCACCGACGUUGUGGUUUCCGGCCCUGGCCAGACAGUCGACGUUUUACUAACAGCGGAUCAGCCGGUUGGGUCGUAUUACAUGGGCGCUAUACCAUAUGCAAGCGCGGCUGUACAGUUCGAUAAUACUACAACAAGGGGUGUCAUCGACUAUGAUGGUGCUCCGUCAUCAGCAACACCGCUAAUGCCAGCCCUCCCGGCAUUCAAUGACACCCCCACGGCGAACAAGUUUUACACCAACAUUACCGGGUUGGUUGGUGGGCCUCAUUGGGAACCGGUCCCACGUAAGGUGGACCAUAAGAUGUUCGUUACCAUUGGAUUGGGGCUCCAGGUCUGCCCAGCAAACUCAACUUGCCAAGGUCCAAAACUCUCUGCCAGCAUGAACAAUAAAUCUUUCGUGUUACCUACCAGCUUGUCUUUGUUGCAAGCCUUUUUCUUCAACGCCAGUACUGGAGUUUACACCACUGAUUUCCCUGCCGAGCCCCUAAUUAAAUUUGACUACACCAACGCUAGCAUUAACAACAACCAACUGCUGCUCUUUCCUCCAAAAGGAACCAAGGUCACCAAGCUUAAGUUCAACUCAACUGUGGAGAUAAUCUUUCAGAACACAGCUAUCCUUGCAGUGGAGAACCAUCCCAUGCACCUCCAUGGUUUUAACUUCCAUGUAUUGGCUCAAGGGUUUGGAAACUAUAACCAUACCGCGGUUAGAAAGAAGCUCAAUUUUAUCAACCCACAAAUACGAAACACUAUUGGUGUGCCAGUAGGAGGAUGGGCUGUCAUCCGAUUCACAGCUAAUAAUCCAGGUGCAUGGAUAAUACAUUGCCACCUAGACAUGCACCUGCCAUUGGGCCUGGCCACUGCCUUCCUGGUUGAGAACGGACCAACUCCGGCAACUACCUUGCCUCCACCGCCGGAGGAUCUACCACGAUGCUAGAGAUAUAUAGCCAUAGUUGAUGGACUAAAGAAGUUGGAAGUUCUUUUUUUAUGCUA